AGGAGGGAAGUAUCCCUCCUUCAAAUUAUCCUCAACUGAUUUUUUAGGGAAACCCACAUGGCCAGAAACUGCCAGACGCUUUUCAGGACAACACGGGCAGCUGUUUUACAGUAGCUAUUUUUGAUUUUAUUAUAAUUUAUCAAAUUAUUUCACAGAGCAGAAGCAACAAUACAGCUGUCUUUAAAGAAAGUAUGUCACUCUCCAACUCUCUGCGAUAUCUCUGUGUGCUCACGAUCGCACUUUGGUGCAGCACUUGCUUCACCGAAGCCAUCCCAUUCAACGCAUCCAUGGAGGGCAGCGGAGACGAACCUGAACUCAUCUUCCCCAUCACUCGAAGCACCCACAUCCCCCCAUCCCCCUCCCCUGCUCCAAACAUUACCGCCACCUUCAUCCGCAUCAAAGACUUCAUCUUCAACGACUUGGUGGACUUCCUGAAAGAAAACAUGCUCCUCAUCAUCGUCGUGACUUGUCUCUUAGUAGUUAUUAUCUUCAUCGUCUGCUGUGCCUCAGCAAUGAGCCACAAACGCAAGCUGGAGGCUUACUAUCCACCCAAGACCUACACACCCAGGAAAUACAUAAAUCAACCUAAUAAAGCCAUGGAGAAGCCACAGCAGACUAAGCCUCAUAACCAGGAUGGCCAGACGACUAGCGCCAAGCCCCUACGAGAACCCACUAAAGCACUAGUGGGGGAAAAGGAAGGGAAAGACCCACGGCCCAAGCCCAAGGAAGUCCAGCAGGUGGUGGAUGUUGAAGAGGUGGAGAUGCAGAAAGAUGAACCAAAGAAGCCUCAACCGAGCACCUCAAAUGACACCUCCAGUCAGCCUCUGGUCUGUACUUGUCACCUUAAAAAAGCCAAUCUUUCCACAGCAUGAGAGUUUUUCACUAAUAACAACAUUGAUUCAAAACUUUUUCAGCUGUUCGGUAUAUGAAUCUUUGGGAAGCCAACAUACCCUGUUUUGUUCGUUUGGCAACCUUAUUAUUUGUGUGUUUGUUGCAAAGUCAUUUCUUAUGUCUUUAAAUAUACAUUUUCAUUAAAAGAACAAAAAAUGGCUAAUUGACAAUAUUAAUAUCUAUUUAAAAUGAUCUCCAAUAAACCAAGUGUUGGUGGACAGAAAACCUGACCAAAUGUAUUUGAAACUUUUGUCUUUAUUUUGUUGUUUUUCUAACCAAUUUUCUUUGAUUUAUAUUAUUAGUGUUCCAUGAUUUAUGCUGUAGUCAACAUUUCUGAGUUUGUUGUCAGGUGUUGUCCAUGUUAUUUUAUCUAAACUUUCCUCAAUGUUGAAUUUAAUUUGUU
Molecule: messenger RNA, 1294 nt
Organism: Triplophysa rosa
Lineage: Eukaryota; Metazoa; Chordata; Actinopteri; Cypriniformes; Nemacheilidae
Gene: tmem119a
Product: transmembrane protein 119a
Exons: 2
Coding region: 192-872 (226 amino acids)
Biological process (GO): positive regulation of bone mineralization; positive regulation of osteoblast proliferation; positive regulation of osteoblast differentiation
Cellular component (GO): plasma membrane
Source: RefSeq, a predicted model, not a curated record